Molecule: messenger RNA, 963 nt
Organism: Aspergillus wentii DTO 134E9
Lineage: Eukaryota; Fungi; Ascomycota; Eurotiomycetes; Eurotiales; Aspergillaceae
Product: D-hexose-6-phosphate mutarotase
Exons: 3
Coding region: 1-963 (320 amino acids)
Biological process (GO): carbohydrate metabolic process
Molecular function (GO): carbohydrate binding; isomerase activity
Source: RefSeq, a predicted model, not a curated record
AUGGACCGGUCAAACAAGCCCUCUGCCAUCGGGGUGAGCGCAUCGCUGCCCCAGCCCACCAUCUCUCUCCGCGAUAACACCGUCGAGGCCACCUUGCCUACCGGUGAAUCCGUCACCGUUCAUCUCUACGGAGCGACCGUCAGUUCGUGGAAGCUUGCAAAUGGCCAGGAGCAAUUGUUCUUGAGUGAGAAGGCUCAUCUGGACGGUUCCAAGCCUAUCCGCGGUGGUAUUCCUGUUGUGUUUCCGGCAUUCGGCCCUCCUCCCAAAGACCACGCUACUUCCUCACUUCCUCAACACGGCUUCGCACGGAACUCGAACUGGGAAUUCCUGGGCAAGUCAUCGUCAGAGUCAUUGGGCAAGGACCGCAAGGAUGGAGACGACGCCGUGAAGCUGGACUUUGGUCUUUCGCACGGCAUGCUCAGUGAUGAGUUCCGCAAGGCGUGGCCAUACGAGUUCGGGCUUGUGUACAGCGUCACCUUGACCAAGGACGGUCUUGGAACUUCGCUGCAGGUGCAGAACAAGGGCAGCCAGAACUUUGACUUCCAGGUUCUAAUGCACACAUACCUUAAAAUUGAUGACAUCACGAAAAUCCGCGUCAAGAACCUCGAGUCCAAGACGUAUGUCGACAAGGUUCGCAACGCCAGUACCUUCACCGAAGAGUCCUCCGCAUUACCCAUCACCCAAGAGACGGACCGCGUCUACCAAGCUCUAGACCCGAAGGUCCCCAUCGUCGUUGCCUCGUCCGACGACGAUCAGGCGAUCUUCUCCAUCACUCGCGAAGCAUUGAACGACGUCGUGGUCUGGAACCCGUGGAUCGAAAAGGCAAAGGGUAUGGCAGACUUUGGGCCCGACGAGGCGUACCAGAAGAUGAUCUGUGUCGAGGCUGGUUCUGUUUCUGGCUGGCAGACUCUGGAGGCGGGCGACUCUUGGGAAGGUGGACAGACGAUUCGCCCAAAGCUGUAG